AUGACAAGACCCCAGUGCGAGAGUUCUACAGCUGCUGCCUUUGUCAAUGAAGUCGGUGAGUUCGAAGUUUCAGUAGUCGCUUCGAUUCCCGAGAUUCCGUUCGCCCACGAAGCAGGAAUAUGGUUACCGGCUACUCGCGAAGUUGUGUUCACUUCGAACCAGUUUUUCCCUGCCUGCAUGCGUGGUAAAACAAAAGUUACAGUCUCUAUUCUCAGUUUAGACGACAAUACGCUGCGGACAAUUCUACCCAGCCCACCUAUCGAGGCUGCUAACGGAGGAACUAACUACAAGGGGAAGGCAUUGAUUUGCCAGCAAGGCCAGGGUGAAAUUGCUUCUGGACUAGUUUUGUUGGAUACCAGUGAGCCCUACAAAACGCAGGUCCUGCUGGACUCGUUCCAUGGCCGUCCGUUUAACUCGCCUAAUGACGUUGUGAUUUUGGGCUUGGACGAUUCGAUUUGGUUCACCGACCCGAACUACGGCAAAGAACAAUGCCUCAAAUCUGAGUGCUUGCUGCCCAAUCAGGUCUACUGCUACGAUCCUAAGAAGCAGACCGUCCGUGUCGUUGCCGACGGCUUUGAAAAACCCAACGGAAUCGCCUUUUCGAACGACUACAAGGUCUGCUAUAUCACAGAUACGGGGGCUUUCAGAUUCGAUGGGAAAACUCUAAAGGUAGACAGCACGGGUGCUUCUACUAUCUACAGCUACGAUGUUAUUCCGUUGCCAUCUGGAAAACAGGCCGGAUACACCCUGGUCAACCGGCGAGUGUUUGCAUAUUCAGCUACGCCAGCUCCGGACGGCAUAAAGAUCGAUUCAAACGGAAACGUGUGGAGCGGGUGCUCAGAUGGAAUCCACGUUUGGAAUCGAGACGGUGUGUUUCUCGGCAAGAUUCCUAUCGAGGGGGGAGUGGCUAAUUUUGUUUUCACAGACCCAGGAACCCUCAUUGCCUUUAAUGAAACUCGGCUGCUGAAAAUAACCAAUCUCAAGGUACGCGGUGUUCUAGACACCAGCCUUUGA
Molecule: messenger RNA, 1014 nt
Organism: Wickerhamiella sorbophila
Lineage: Eukaryota; Fungi; Ascomycota; Dipodascomycetes; Dipodascales; Trichomonascaceae
Product: Gluconolactonase
Exons: 1
Coding region: 1-1014 (337 amino acids)
Source: RefSeq, a predicted model, not a curated record